Messenger RNA from Closterium sp. NIES-65, 2079 nucleotides. Lineage: Eukaryota; Viridiplantae; Streptophyta; Zygnematophyceae; Desmidiales; Closteriaceae. The record is from the annotation of a GenBank genome assembly.
AUGGCGUUCCCGGAGCUGCUAGCGCGUCAGGCGUCAAUCUACUCACUCACGCUCGACGAAUUCCAGGCGACGUUCGCAGGCCCGUCGCACGCCGUCGCAUCCAUGCCCAUGGACGACUUUCUGCGAUCCGAAGAGCUAAUAGGGGGUAUAGCGGCUAUAGGGGGAGAGCCGGGGGAUGGGGAGGAGGCGAAUGGCGGGAUUGGCAGCAGUGCGCGGGGAGAGGGGGAGGGCGGAGCCGGCGGGGGCGAGGGGGAAGGUGGAGGGGGGAAAGGAGGGGGGGAACUCACUGGAACGGACGGGCGGAUGGGGAGCGUGGGGGCAAAUGGCCGCAGUGCUGACGUGGCACAUGAUUCGAAAGCUACAGCCGCGGCAACAGGGUGGGAACUCCACCCACAUGCGGGGGCAGCAGGGCAGGCAGGACAAGCAAAGGUGCCAUUCCUGCAGCAGCACAAGAACCAGCUUCACCCGCAGCAGCAGCAGGGGGGGCAGGGCGGAGGCGAGGGAGGGAGAGGGAGAGGAGGUGGGGGUGGUGGCGGAGAGGGAGGAAGGGGAGGCGAGCAGGCGUUGCAGCAGCAGCAGCAGCAGCAGCAGCAGCAAGCAGUGGUGGAGAUGGCAGCAGCGGCGGUGGCAGAUGCAGGGCACAGCCACGUGGCAUCUGUAUUCGCCGCCACACGCCACGCUGCUGCUGCCGCCGCUGCCCUCAACGCCCUCGGGUCCCUGGGGUCCCUGGGAGCACUGGGGGGGAGCUCACUGGGAGCACUGGGGGGGAACUCCCUGGGAGCGCUGGGCGCGCAAGGAGGGGGGCUGCUGGGGUCACUGGGAGUGCAGGGAGCGAUGGGGGCGAUGGGACCCGCCCCUGCUGGUGGCCUUGCCAUGGGGAUGGGCAUGGGGGGAGGGAUUGGGGGAGGCGUGGGCGGAGGCGUUGGGGGAGGCGUGGGGAUGGGUGGGGGGUUGGUGCCCACUACGUAUGGUGUGGGCGCAGGCAUGGGCGCAGGGAUAGGCGGAGGCAUGGGCGCAGGCAUGGGCGCAGGGAUGAGCGCAGGGAUGGGCGCAGGCAUGGGCGCAGGGGGGUUGGGGGGGCUUGCUGGGGCGAGCAUGGUGUCGGCGGAUGGGGUGGGGGGCGGGGGAGAGAGGUGGGGGGGCAGUGACGGCGGAGGGGGAGGGGGGCAGUCGGAUACAGGCGGGGGGAGUGGGGAUGGGGACACUUUGAGCGGGGGCGUGGGGGGGAGUGCGGGGCGGAGGGGGAGGAAGCGCAGUGGGGAAGGGGGAGGGGCGCCGGUGGAGAGGAGGCAGAAGCGGAUGAUCAAGAAUAGGGAGUCGGCCGCUCGGUCUCGGGCAAGGAAGCAGGCAUACACACGUUCAAGUCUAACCACAGCCGGGGGCGGAGGUGGCGCAGCUGCGCGCCCAGCCCUUCCCCUCUCCUUAACCCCACCUCAGGCAUACGCAGUGGAGCCUGAAUGUGAAGGUGCCCGGAAGCCUAGCCACAUGAUCCUCUUCCCAUGCCCCCACUUUCCAACCCUCCAGGCGUAUACAGUGGAGCUGGAGGCAGAAGUGGCGCAGCUGAAGGAAAAGAACGAGCAGCUGCGCACCCAGCCCUUCCCCUCUCCUCUCCCCCCCCCCCCCUCAGGCGCGUAUACAGUAGAGUUAGAGGCGGAGGUGGCACAGUUGAAGGAAGAGAACGAACAGCUGCGCUCCCAGCUGCUGCAGCUGCAGUCACAGUCACACACGCAAAUGCCAGCAGCCAUGCCUACUUCUCUAUCUGCAGCACCACAAACAGCAGUGCCAGCAACGGCAGCAGCAGCAGCAGCAGCAGCGGCGGCAGCAGGCACGCCACUCAGUCUCCUACCACCACCAGCCGGACCGUCCAAUUUCCCGGCAAACCCCCUCUCAACCGCUUCACACCUGCACACAACAUCUCACCCUCACACUCCUUUGCCAGGUGCAGCAGCAGCAGCAGCAGCAGCAGCAGCAGCAGCAGCAGCAGCAGCAGCAGCAGCAGCAGCAGCAGCAGCAGCAGCAGGUGGGAAGGGUGGUGCUGGCAGCAAGGCACCGCAACGGUCCAGGUCUGGGCCAUGGUGA